UCACAGCAAGCCCGCUACAAAAGAGGAACUCCCAGCCAGCCAGCCAGAGCUGCGCCGCCUGGCUCCGGAUGGAGGGAGACAUGCAGCCCGCGGACGGAGGGCCGUGUGCGCCGAAGAUGUGCCGGCAGCAGCUGCAGCAGCGGGGUCCCUACAGCACCCUGAAACCCUUCCAGAGCAAGCGCUCGGCGGGCAAGUCUCGCUUUGACCGGUCCGCCGUGCUUCAGGUGCCCCUGUUCGAUGACGGGCAUCAUCUGACUUUCCAUCCCGAUCAGCUCCAUCCUUUCCAGCAGCAGCAUCAUCACCACCUCCAUCACCAGCAGCAGCAGCAGCAGCAGCAGCAGCAGCAGCAGCAGCAGCAGCAGCAGCAGCAGCCCAGCGUCGCCAUCAGCAGCAGUCAGCAGCAGCAGCAGCAGCAGCAUCGUCUCCCGGGUGAGAGCAGGCCCAGCAGCAGAGUCCCCUCUUCCACCUCGGCGGCGCAUCCCUCAGCAUCCCUGGCAUCCCCGGCAGCAUCCCUCGCCUCCCAGCAGCCCCGCUUCUCCCCGGACUGCACCUACGGCAUCAGCACAGAGAACCGUCUCAUCUUGGAUGCCUUUGCCCAACAGUGCAGCCGAGUCCUCAGUCUCCUCAACAAUGGUCGUCUCCUUGAGCCCCCUUCCUCCUCCUCCUCCUCCUUGACCCCUAACAUCAAGCUGGAAGAUGGACAAGUGGACACCCAAGGGCUUCACUGCUCCUCACAAAGGAAACUCAAAUCAGAAGAGAGCUCUUCUACCACAGACCCCGAGGAGGAGGCCCAACAAAGCCAUUUAAACCAACAACAGACCUCUGCUGUUCUCCGUAUCUUCACAGACUCCCUACAGAAUUAUCUUCUCUCAGGGCCCCAGCAGCAGCAGCAUCAUCUGGCUGCGGGUGUGGAGGACGAGCUGUGUCCGUCAGCAGAGCCCGGCUCAGGGGUGUCUCCCUCAAGACACAACUUGGGAGGCUGGGGCUCCCCAGCCCCAUCUGAGUCGUACGGUCACCCUUCAUCUACGCUGCCCGAGGAGGAAGAGGAGGAGGAGAGCUGCUGCCCACGCUGCCUGGAGCUGGAGCAGGAGGUGCUGUCUCUGCAGCAGGAGAACGAGGAGCUCCGCAACAAGCUGGAGAACAUUCCAGUUCCCUGCCAAAAUGUCCUUGACUACUUCAAGACUGUUCUUGAGUUUCACAACCAGCUGGUCCAGCCGAUGCCCGAGGAGCAGCUCACAGAGGAGGAAGAACGGCAGACCGUUUUUGAGGGCAGUAAACAGCUCCUGGAGAACUAUCCUCUCUUUAUCACCAAUAAGCAGUGGGAUGAGGCCGUCAACUCCUCGAAGAAAGAUGGUCGACGGCUGCUGCGCUACCUGAUUCGCUACGUCUUCACCACAGACGAACUGAAGUUCUCCUGCGGUUUAGGAAAAAGAAAGCGUUCGGUGCACUCAGGAGACCCGGGGUUGGAGAGACGACCACUCAACCCCAUCAAAGUCAGCUGCCUUAGAGAGUUUAUCCGGAUGCACUGUGCCUCAAACCCAGACUGGUGGAUGCCUUCAGAGGAGCAGAUCAACAAAGUGUUCAGUGACGCCGUCGGCCACGCUCGCCAGGGCCGGGCCAUCGGCACGUUCCUGGGCAGCAGCGGCAGCAGCACCAGCAGCCUCUACAUGGACGGCUUUGACGGACAUCUGUCACAAGACGAGAUAUAUUUGAAAGGCUGCCAGAACGGCCAGUCGGACUGAAAGUACAGAAGACAUGAAAGACAAAUGCUUGAAAUGUAGCUGUACAACCACAUAUCUGGAGACACCGACUAUAUCCUGUCAGCGAACAUAACAUUCCAGAGGUUUCUCAUAUAGACUAUAACGGCAGUCUCUCUUCAAAUCGUUUUAUAGCUUUUUGUCACCAUUUUUAUACCCCACAUAUUGUUUGGUUAGAUUUGGCUGUUUCAUUUGAGAGUUAGGGUAAGCCAUUUCUGAAUGAUGUCAUGUCCGUUGGUAUUUGUUCAAAACAUCAACCAAACACAGAGAGCUUGCGAGGGAGUUUUUCUUUUUGUUACAUUGUAUCGAAUGCUGCGGAGAUAGUUACUUACUGUAACAAAAAGUGUUCUGAGGUAGAAAUCAUGCUUACCCUACCUUUUUCAUUUUAAGCAUUAUUUGAGUCUUCCAUAUACUGGUGUUUGUAUGACUUGCUAUUUUAAGCAUUCAUCACUUUGGUAGUAAUUUCUGUUUGAUUUGUUUGUCAAUGAGUUGUUUAAGGAUAUUUGGUCUUACAUUUUUAUAAACCAUGUUAUAUGGAUGUUUAAGUGAGACAUAUCCACAUGUGACUCUGCACCACGUCCAUCAUGGAAAGUAGCAUUUAGCAUUUUCAUUUCUUUGUCACUGGUGAAAGCACCUUUACUUGGAACCCUUCUACAGGAGUGCCUCAACAAAAGUCCUUUUUGGUUACCUAAAGACUUACAUUUUGAUUAACUGUUCUCCAUUAAGUGAAUCAAUUCAGAUGUGUCAGUUCUCGCUCUAAAGUCACGUAUGUAGCAAUAUAAUUUCUGAUCACAAGACGCAGCAUAUCCUGUGGAAGUUCCCGCGUUCUCCCCUGGCCUCCAGUGGGUUGAAGUGGAUGGGAUAUCCUGGACUGUCCCUACCCUUUAACACAGUACUGUCAGUGGCUCUUGUACUGGAUCGUCAAUACAGUAAAUCUUAUAUUUCCCAAUGUGGUCAGAAGUUUAUUGCUACAUAGAGUAGCUUUAAAAGGAAAAGUGUAUUUAAACAGGAACAUUUCUUGAAUUGUGUUGAAAUCCAGCUUCCUUUGUUUUGGUCAACGACAUUCUUGUUGGAAAAUAUAGCGAAAUAUAGCAAAUUAUUCAUAUUGCAAAAAGACACAUUCACCAUAGUGUUGUAUUCACAACCAGUAACAGGUGGUUUUUAAUGUCGUCUCAUGCCCCUUUGGUGGUCCUGCCACCCAGCUUGAGUAUCACUGAAUUAUACUAUUAUUAUGUCGUGCUACAGUGGCCUUGAGGUGCUAAAAAUGUUGAAAAGCUGAAAACCUUGCACAUAACACAUCUAAAAAAGUAUUAAAAAAAAAUAAAUUAAAUGCCAAUUUUGAAAGAUAAUAUCAAAAGCUGCACUUGGUUAGAAUACAUAACUAAAAAUCACUAUUUUAGAAAAUACAUCAAAACUAUUAGCUAGAAAAGAGGCCUAACUAGACUCCUUUAGCUAAAAACAAUCCACUGAAAAAUAUUUUAGAAAAUACAUUGAAAAAAUAGUCUGAAACUCAAAAUAAAAACCUGACAAUAAUAACCAAUAGUAUUUCAGCAAAGCACUUCAUCAGAAGUAAAACCUACAUCAAAUGUUACAUUUCAAAUUAUACUUUUUUCUGUCCCUUAUUCCAAUUUUUUUUUCUUUUACUUUUUAUUAAUUUGUUUUUUGCAGAUGUUCUAUCUUCUCUAAAGGUCACAUGAAGCCUCCUUUUUAUAUUUUAGUUUUUGUUGGCAGUAGUAAAGAUGCUGCUGCCAGUUUACCUGUAUGUUGAACACAAGAAAAAAAAACCAUGAAAAUGCAAAGUAGACUUUUUCUUUUUAUUUAUAUAGUUUUAUAUCAGAUUUUUGUUCUGUUUUGUGUUUUUUUCAUCCAUCCUUACAGAAAGGAUUGUUAACAAAAACAACCACACACUCUACUAUAUUUCACAAACAUGCUCAUUUUAUGUUGUGACUGUAAUAUAAAAAGCCUUUUUGUGUUUGGAUGGGUCAAGUGUUUUGGUUUAAGGCAGCUGCCAUGUAAUAAAGCCUUAAACGUGUUAGAAGACCUUUAACGGUAUAAAUUAUUCAAGCUGUGGUUCGGAUAUCAUGUAAUGUGUGUUGUUUCCCACAAAUGACUGGAUGACCUGCGUCCUGACAAAGAUGGGUUUAAAAAAAAGCUUGUUAUUUGCACUUUUCAUUCUCAUUGUCCCAAACCGUCCUCAAAGUUUAACAAUUCUUGCUCUGAUUUGAUUUGACUCUCACAAACCUGUCUUCAUGACAUUUUUCUGCGUUUUGAAUGUACCGGGUUAUUAGGACAGUCCCCUGCGUCGACAGUGCUGUGUAAAUGUGUAAUAUAAAGUACAUGACUCCCUCUUUGAAAAAGCCAAGUAGAAAAAGUGCCACAGAAACCUUAAAACGCUUGGAUUGUGUUGUUGUGUUGCUGUUCUGGAUGUGAGCGUUGGGUUGUAUUUACUCCUCUACCCUGAAAGUGGCUGUUAUCAACACUGUGAAACA
This is a messenger RNA of Cololabis saira (Pacific saury), 4246 nucleotides long. RefSeq names its product BEN domain-containing protein 4. The transcript has 6 exons. Gene Ontology annotation, molecular function: DNA binding. NCBI's taxonomy places the organism in Eukaryota, Metazoa, Chordata, Actinopteri, Beloniformes, Belonidae. The record is from RefSeq and is a predicted model, not a curated record. The coding region runs from base 69 to 1742 and encodes 557 amino acids.